Molecule: messenger RNA, 6257 nt
Organism: Stegostoma tigrinum
Lineage: Eukaryota; Metazoa; Chordata; Chondrichthyes; Orectolobiformes; Stegostomatidae
Product: phosphatidate phosphatase LPIN2-like
Exons: 20
Coding region: 356-3205 (949 amino acids)
Biological process (GO): positive regulation of transcription by RNA polymerase II; fatty acid catabolic process; cellular response to insulin stimulus
Cellular component (GO): nucleus
Molecular function (GO): transcription coactivator activity; phosphatidate phosphatase activity
Source: RefSeq, a predicted model, not a curated record
AAACUGCAAACAGUUUGCUUACAAAAGCCCUGUAUAUUCUUCAGCAACAUCUGCUGAAAUAUCAUUACUGUUGUACUCAGACUCACUUAAAAUAGAAGCCUUUCGUUCAAAAUGAGCGGUUUGAGGAUUUUUUUUUUACUUCAGUAAUAAAUCAAGCUGUUAUAGUACGUGGAUUACUUUGUUCAGUAACUGUACCGGUAAUGCUAUAGGCGUCAUGGAGUGCUCUGUAACAAAGCCAAAUGGUUCUUGAGAUACAUUCGUCUUGAAAAAAAUUACGUUUACUGGCUUAUUCUUUGGCAAAUUAUAUGCCCAAUUUCACCCUCCUAUUUUGCUGAACGUUGUCGAAUUCCAAACCAUGAAUUAUGUUGGGCAGUUGGCUGAGCAGGUGUUUGUCACGGUGAAGGAACUGUACAAAGGACUGAAUCCAGCUACCUUGACAGGAUGCAUCGAUGUCAUAGUAGUGAGGCAGCCAGAUGGCUCAUACCAUUGUUCACCCUUUCAUGUUCGUUUUGGGAAGCUUGGGGUACUGCGAUCAAAAGAGAAAGUGGUUGAUAUUGAAAUCAACGGUGAACCAGUAGAGCUACAAAUGAAGCUUGGAGACAAUGGGGAGGCUUUUUUUGUGGAAGAAACUGAGAAAGAUGAGGGGAUCGUUCCAACACACUUGACAACAUCACCGAUACCAGUUGAAGGAGCUUAUUCUGCAAGAGAGGCAGAUUUGACAAAUCCUGAAUUAAUUCAGAAUCCGGAACUACCCAGCCCAUUUAAUGGCACAGAAAUUGACAACACUGUAAAUAAUACUUCAUCCAAAAAGAAACGACGUCGAAGAAGGAAGCACAAACCAGAGAAUUCAAAGAAGGAUGAUCAGGAGUCCUCGUCGGAUGAGCAAGACAUACCUGACAUGGACAUUAUUUCAGAGGAACAGCCGCGAUGUGUACCUACAAACAGUGAAAUGUGUAAUUUCUUUUCUGAAUUACCCAAUAAAGAUUCAAGCACCUAUCACUCUCGAGAAAUCUACCCUUAUUCAGAUGGUGAAUGGUCUUCUGUCGAGAGCUAUUCAUACUACCGAAUUUCAUCACCAAAAAGUGACUCUGAAUUGUUUGUAAAAUCACAUGAAGGAUCCUUCAUGGGAACAGAAUCUCGGAUGCAGUGGACGUGGGGAGGUUUUCCACAGGUCAGUAAAAUGGAGAAGUCUGAGCAACCAAGAGUAGCUACCAUUACACCUUCUGAGCAUACACAUUUUCGAGUCAUCACGGAUAGUAGCGCAGCAGAUGGAACUGCUUGCGAUUCCUCUGAAAUCAAUAAUAUCAUAACCGUUUUCAAGCCUCAGCCUCGAAACCAAAGAAGUCCUCCAUUGCAUGAAACAUCCAUGGUACAGACAGCUCCACCCACAACAGAGACAGCAUUUCCAAAAGGCACCUCUUGGACAAUGGAACAAGCAGAUGUUGUGACGGAGACUUUAGAAUCAAAUAUUGCAGGCCAGUCAUUGCUGUCAGAAACUAUUGAAACAUGUACAUCUGAAUCUCAAGGCGUUGAAAUCUUUCAGUACGCUCCUCAGCAAGAACCUGAGAGUCCAACCACUUUAGAAAGUAAUAAUAAUCCAGCCCAGCAGACUUUAUUCCUCGAUACCAAUGUAAAAACAGAAGAAAUAGAUAAAAAGAAAGGUGGACCUAAAAGAAACCAACAUCUGGGCCCCUGUGAUAUUUAUUUAGAUGACCUACAAAAAUUGGAUCCUAAUAUUGCAGCUCUAUACUUCCCAAAGAGUGAACAGGAAUCAAGCUCUAAACAGUUGAAUGAAUUUGGUACACAUUCAGAGUCACAAUCUCCACAAUCAGUAGGAAGUGCAGGUGCAGAUAGUGGGACGGAAUAUCUGUCUGAUUCAGCUAGUGAACUCCCAGAUGUAAAUCUAUCUCUGUGUGGUGGCCUCAAUGAUAACAAUGAGAUUUCUCAAGGGAAAUUUGAGCAACACAUGGUCACAUACCAGGAUUUGGUUGAAAAUCCCGGAAUUAUUGAUGAUCCAAAUUUGGUUAUCGGAAUUAAUAAAAAAUAUUAUAACUGGGCAGUCGCUGCACCCAUGAUUCUCUGCAUUCAAGUUUUUCAGAAGAAUUUGCCAAAGGCUACUGUAGAUAAGUUGGUAAAGGAAAAGAUGCCAAAAAAGACUGGUGGUUGGUGGUUCUCCUGGCGCAGGAAAAACUCGGCAGUAAAGGAGCCAGAAUCCAGUAUCAAAAAAGGUGAAGAACAGAAUGAAAGAAGUGAAAAUAAACAAGCUAGCUUGCUUGAAGGUUGCAGGCCUAAAGAAGAGUUGACUUCUAGUGAUGAUGACUUCAACACCAUCAAGGACCUUCCAAAGCCAGGUUCUAAAUGUCGAGAUUCACCUUGUCAGAGCAAUACAACUACGUACAAAAAGUCCCUGAGGCUGUCCUCGGAAAAACUAAAAAGUCUGAAUCUGAAGGAUGGCCCAAAUAAUGCAGUGUUCAGUGUUACAACUCAAUAUCAGGGAACCUGUCGAUGUGAAGGUACCAUUUACCUCUGGAACUGGGAUGAUAAAGUUAUUAUAUCUGACAUUGAUGGCACAAUAACAAAAUCUGAUGCUUUAGGCCAUAUUUUGCCACAGCUGGGGAAAGAUUGGACCCACCAGGGCAUUGCAAAACUCUACCAUAAGAUACAUCAGAAUGGAUACAAAUUUCUUUACUGCUCUGCCCGUGCCAUUGGAAUGGCAGAUAUAACCAGGGGAUACUUACACUGGGUUAAUGAUAGAGGUACUGUGCUUCCCAGAGGACCACUCCUGCUGGCUCCGAGUAGUUUGAUUUCAGCACUACACAGGGAAGUUAUUGAGAAGAAACCAGAAGUAUUCAAAAUUCAUUGCUUGAAUGAUAUCAGGAAUCUAUUUAAUCCACAUAGGUGUCCAUUUUAUGCUGCUUUUGGAAACAGGAGUAAUGAUGCUUACGCAUACAAACAAGUCAGAGUCCAAGAAAGCAGAAUUUUCAUAGUAAAUCCCAAAGGAGAAUUAAUUCAGGAACAAACCAAGAGCAACAAGUCAUCGUAUCCAAGGUUGGGUGAGUUAGUGGAACAUGUAUUUCCACUAAUAGCACAAGAAAGAAGCUCAGCUUUUCUCUAUCCUGAAUACAGCCAUUUUGCAUUUUGGCGGGAGCCACUUUGUGAACUUGAUUCAGAUGAGCUCAAUGAACUUAAAUUCAGUAAAGAGUAAUAACUCAUUGCAAGACCUGUAACUAUCAGCAACUUGAAGGCAUGCCAGUGCCUUCAAUUCUGAUUUGAUCUGCCUUCUGAUUUUAAUUUCAAUGAAGUGGAAAGUCUGUAACUUAUUUAACGCUUAAGUACUCGUUGCAAUUAUUAUCUGAAUGAAAUCAAGUGGUGUUUCAUUAGGUACCACUUGUGACAAGUCUUGCAUUACUGUUUCCCCAUCGAGCUGCAUUUAUGCAGUUUUGAUUGUGUGCUGAAAAAUUAAGAUGCACAUGAAGAUACAUUACAGACUACAAAUCACUUGAAAAGCCAUUGCACUUAUGGCACAGCACUUUCAUUUCUGUGGGACAAUUCCCAUAUUUUCUUGUAUUCCUGUGACGAUGCAGAUGACAAUCUAUUUCCUAAUUUAUAAAUUUCCUGGUUCCCAUCAAAACUGGAUGUGUGUUGCUCCCCACACAUAAUAUUGUUUAUGGCAUUCACUGCAGUGGGCUGCUCGAAGAAAGUGUAAACUUGUAGUCAUGCUUGGUUAUCUGACAAAGAUGUGCCUGCAUGUAGCAUCAAGGAAGCUGCUUUAUAUGGAUGAAAGUUAGAAAGGCUGACAUAGAAAUCAAGCACUGAAAAACUGGGGAGAUAUUUUGAUUGUUUGGUUUGGAUUAAACUGAAACCUGGAAAAGGGCUGAGGUAGACUGUGCAACCAGAGGUCUUAUGAAAGAGUGGUAACAAGACUAGAGUUGAUAGAGACCUGGCCAUAGAAAUGGAGGUGAAAAAAGAGUGUGACGGUUGGACACCUAAACACCAGACAUUUAGAUGUAAGACAAGUAAAAAUGAGAAUGAGUACAAGCAUCAUGAUGUCUGGCUGCAGACUAGAACUGUUUCUAUGGUGCAGAAGGUUAGAGGAAGGUAAAUAAAGUCUACAGUUGGGGGACCCUGCAGAUUAUUUGGUUCCUCUUUGCAUGCCGCUCAACAAGGAAUAUAGUACUUGUGGAGUUUUAAACAGCAGGGUAUAAUUGCACGUUGUAAAAUAUUUUCUUCACUCCUUCUUAACACUAUGGUAAGUAGAGCAAAACGUGAUAUAUUUCAUAUAAAUUGCAUGGAGUAGAGGGACUUUGAGAACUCCUGUCACUAUGCACUACAAUUUUAGAUGUGGCAUAAACAAAGAUCUUUGUUCAGUUUGAUGUUCUUCCUUGAUUCACCAUUUGUAAGAUUCCACUUCAACCAGCUGUUUUAUCUUUUAUUGGUUUGGUGUUGUUUGCCAUUACAAAUAAAAUACUGCAUUUACCUGUCUGGAGUUGUUUCAGCAGGGAACAACUUCCAUAACAAGUUUGACCCAAGCGCAUAUAGUAUAACAUAUAUAGUGGAAGUAACAGUGAAAUUACUUGCAAGUAAAUUCAUAGUAAAAUUUAGCAGAAUAAGCCAUAAAGAACUUUUUAAAGGAGGAAAUUUUUAGUAUUUUAGAUGAAUCUUUUUAAAGAUUUUACCAACCCUUAAGUUAUGUGGUGUAAAUUUGAUUAUACUGCAAUCCCAGUCCAAGAACUCAUUUGAUAAAAAUGCUAUUCAGUUGUGUAAGGCAUGUUGGUAACUUAAGAUAAUGAGCACAGAGUUGCCGAAUAAAAACUUGUGAACUUCAAUUCUUCAACUAACUAACCUCAGUUACAAGUGAUUGCCUUGUAUGAACUAUGAGAUCAAGUGACAUGAAAAGCAAUUUCAUUUUGAAAACAAGAAAAGGUCCUGUUUCUCCUGCUGAAACCAUUAUUGGCUUAGUUUGCAACUAAUAACCGUGCAACCAGGUAGACUAUACUUCCACUCCUUUUAGGGCUAGGUUUAUGAUAUUGAGACAUCUCCUUGCGGGAGGAGGAAAUUGUAGAAAAAUCUUUUAACCGUGCAGUUUCAUGGUGGAAGUUAUUACACUGUAGACGUUUGAAAUUUUCUGUUAUUCCACUCUAUGGAUUUGAAAUAUUUGGGUUGCAUUUUGAUCUAAAAGCAGGAGUUCUGCUGUCAUCAUUCAGCAAAUACUGAUUGGACAUUUAACAGACCAUUUGAAAUGUAUGAUCUUUCUAUGAAAGAUCAGACAUCCGCAAAAAAUCAUUUUUUUAGUUCAUUUUUGUAUUUUAACUGUGCUGCACAUGCCUGUCUGAAAUGAGCUAUUUUGGUAACUUCCACAGUGAUAUGUAACUUACAUGUGAAGUUAUGUAACUUAUGCAAGUUAUGUGAUAAGUUACUUAAAUGGUAUGUUAUAUAUUACAUAGCAGAUAUUCGCUUGAUGUAACACACCUGCUGUAGAUCAGGGCACAAACAUAGUACAGCACAGAAAGCACUGCUUGCAAGCAAUAGUUUGCCUACUUGGCUGGAAAAUACUUGGCUUCUUAAACUGUAAUGCAAGAUAGUUUAUUAAACUGACAAUUCUACUGGAGUUUUUAAUGCAGUUAUGAAUGUUGAUUAAAGUAGACAGAACCUUAAAUAGUGAACGUCCUACAUGCGCUAUAUUAAUAUUUAUGAUCCAAAUGAAAUUUGUUGUUUUAUGUUAUGUUAAAGCAAGCAAUAUGCAAAUCUGGAAAAUCAUUUCAUAAUUAACCUGUAAUAUGGUAAAUGUAGCCAAACUUCCAAAUUAGAUUUGCUACCUUGACGUUAUUAUAAUUUAAGUGAAUAUGUUUACAAAUUUGAUUUGCUACAUUGAAGUUACUAUUAUUUAUAUAAAUAUUAAAGUGAAUAUGUUUCAAAUAUUGCUGUUGAAAAUUUCUUGGGUAUACAUAGCAUAUUUAAAGAAAUGAACUUAAUAAGUGGUACUGUCGUGAAUUGUUAUUUUCACAGUAAGAUGUCAGUGUUUCCAUCUCAUUCUAACAAUGUGAAUUAACAUUAUGACUUUUAAUUGUAUUUGCUAAAUAUUCUGCACUCAGCAUUUUACUAUCAGAGAAAAGUGUAUUUUCUGCUUUUGACAAAAGAUUGAUUUCACAUUAAAGUUCACAUUAAAACUGGGCCAAAUCCAGUGUAAAAAUCUAUUCAUUGUCUCAUAAAAAUUUCUUAACCUGUUCCUUACAAAAAAACUAACACAUUGAAUUUCA